Dicentrarchus labrax (European seabass) is the source of this 1923-nucleotide messenger RNA. Its product is annotated as trace amine-associated receptor 1-like. The coding region runs from base 114 to 1115 and encodes 333 amino acids. Gene Ontology annotation, biological process: G protein-coupled receptor signaling pathway. The record is from RefSeq and is a predicted model, not a curated record. Gene Ontology annotation, molecular function: trace-amine receptor activity. The transcript has a single exon. Gene Ontology annotation, cellular component: membrane. NCBI's taxonomy places the organism in Eukaryota, Metazoa, Chordata, Actinopteri, Moronidae.
AACUUGAACUACAAGUCUUUAUUGUUAUUCAAUGUAAUGUCUUUGUUUCUUAAUAACAUUAAUGUAUCUCAGUGUAGUUUUAUAUUGGAUUUUCUUUGCAGGAAUCUGAGAGCAUGGAACGAGCAGUGACUUUCAAUGGGACUUACACUGUUAAUGACAUACAUCCCUGCUAUGAAUUACAUAAUAGAACUUAUGUAUUUACAAGCAAUCCUUCCAUUAUAUGUGUAUUAUUGUAUGUUUUCCUUGGCUCAUUAUCUGUUGUCACAAUAUGUGGAAACCUUCUUGUAAUAAUCUCCAUCAUUUAUUUUAAACAGCUCCACAUCCCUACUAACUACCUCAUCCUGUCUCUGGCUGUGACUGACCUGCUUGUAGGAGUUUUAGUUUGUCCCUUUAGCAUGGCAUUCUCUGUAACCUCAUGUCGGUAUCAACCAGUUUUAUUUUGUAAAGUACGAGGUAGCAUUGACGUUACACUGAGCACAUCUUCUAUUUUGAACUUGUGUUGUAUUUCGAUUGACAGAUAUUAUGCAAUAUGUCAGCCUCUCACUUAUAGAAGUAAAAUAAAUGAUCGUGUCAUUGGGAUUAUGAUCCUGAUGAGCUGGGCAGUUGCUGCUGUAAUUGGAAUUGGCAUCAUGAUUGCAGAUUUUAAUCGAGGAAAUUGUGGACAAAGUUGUUUAAUUGAUGCUGUAAUAUCAACCCUUCUAGCAUGUGUUUUCUCCUUUUAUAUACCAGUCAUUAUAAUGCUUAGUAUCUACCUGAAGAUUUUUCUUGUUGCACAAAGACAGGCAAACAGCAUCCAGAACACAACCUGUCAGAGCACAAAGUCUGGAGCAACUGUCAGUAAGAUGGAGAGAAAGGCCACUAAAACUCUGGCUAUAGUUAUGGGAGUUUUUCUGUUAUGUUGGACUCCUUUCUUUUUUUGUUUGACAUUUCUUUUUUCUAUCAAUGCUAAAGUGUCACUCCCUGUCUUUGAAAUACUCAACUGGCUUUCAUUAUCAAAUUCAAUGCUCAAUCCAUUUAUUUAUGCUUUCUUUUACAGCUGGUUCAGGUCAGCAUUUAAAAUGAUAAUUUCCGGAAAGAUAUUUCAAGAAGAUUUUUCUAAUUCAAAACUCCUUUGAUUUCUUGUUUAGAACUUGUCAGUAAUUAUAUGUAAUAAUAAAGGUUGGCACUAUAAAUAUUCAUAUUUUUUACUAAGCUGUAAAAUGCAAUAAACACAUGACAUUAUAUGAUAUUAUUGCAGAACUUGGCAGUAUAUUGAAAUAGAGAGUACAUUUAAAAUAACUCCUCAGGCAGGCAUUUGAAUAGAUUUAGAAAGGUAUUUACAUGUAGUAUUUGAAGCAUUGCUGUGGGAAGACUGAUAGGAUUAUCAGUAGUAGAAAAUAGGAAUUUGGGUUUGUUGUUACUGAUGAUAUUUGAGAAUAAGGAUUUUCUGGCAAGUUUCACCUAUUCAGACUUUGUUGUAAUGUAUAGAUAUAUAUUUAUAGCUGUCAUGAUCAGACUUUGGUUAAUAUUCCCUCCGUUUUCAAUUCACUACUUUUAAAGAAUACAUGACCGACAAAUUUGAAAACCCAUUUAAGGUGAUGACAUGGCCAUGAUUUUGGCAGGAUAAUACCUUACGAGGUGUAUCCUCCACAACUAUAAUUGACUCCAAACCACUCCCUGCCUUUGCAGCACACAUUAUGAAAUAUAUUUUCAGUCUAAUACAUUACAUUACAUUUUAUCCUUUACAUAAUGAUUGUGAAUUCUACUGGGAUUGUAUUUAUAUGACCCUACCUCUGCACUGAAAAAAAAUAUUUUGUGGUGUAGUAAUAUUUAUUAGGUUAACUGUCACAAUUUUUAUUUUCUAAUUGUAAAUAUCAGUGAGAACUGGAAUUAUGCAAGUGAAACUAUAUAUGUCAUUCAUGUAAUAAAUAAACUGUGUGGGAA